Molecule: messenger RNA, 2083 nt
Organism: Leguminivora glycinivorella
Lineage: Eukaryota; Metazoa; Arthropoda; Insecta; Lepidoptera; Tortricidae
Product: queuosine salvage protein
Exons: 6
Coding region: 131-1108 (325 amino acids)
Source: RefSeq, a predicted model, not a curated record
GACACAGUCUUCGGAGCUCGCUCGGACUUGCGAAGUUGGCGCGUUUGCAAUAGUUUUUAAAUUAAAAACUUGCGGGCUGAAAUUAAAACCGUUUCUUUAUUGUAAAUAAUAAAGUAACUCAAGGUUAAAAAUGCUGUGGCCGGCCGCCGCGGGUGAGUUCAUCGCUGAAAACGCUCAGCAUGUCAAGAUACACGAAGAGGGGCUUGAUAAGCUGUGUAAAGAGAUGCUAAGGGGCCUAGAGAUCCCAGACACGGGUGCAAACAUAAUCCACCCGUCCAAGGACCACCCUCGCGCCGUAGACUGGGUGUUUGUGUGUGAUGCGCUUAACUUCUGUUUCUGGUCAUACUCCGGGGCUGAGAAGUGGACGGUGGACGGUCAUUCAGGGUAUUAUGCUUUGGAGGCAGCUUUGCAUAGAGCUAUUAAGGAAGGCCACGACAUCACAAACCCAGAAUUCUACUCCAAAAUAACCUCCGACCAGCUCCAUCACAUAAUGCGGGGCGACAACGUCGUCCAAAUCCCACUAUUCAACGAACGACUAUCCGUCCUCCACGAAGUAGGCUCCAUCCUACUUGCGCAAUACAACGGAACCUUCGAAACUUGCGUCAAAAACGCUAAAAAAUCUGCUGUGAAGUUACUUGAAAUUAUAGUUGAGAAUUUUCCCUGUUUCAAAGAUGAGACGACAUAUAAAGGGCAAAAAGUUGGUAUAUACAAAAGGGCACAGAUCUUAGUGGCAGAUAUAUGGAAUUUCUUUGAUAAGGAAGGGUGGGGGGAGUUUGAAGAUGUAGAUAAGAUGACGAUGUUUGCGGAUUAUAGGGUGCCGCAGGUGCUGGUGUAUUUUGGGGCGUUGAGUUAUAGUGACGAGUUGAUGGAGAAAUUGAAGAGAGACGAGCUCCUCCCAAGCGGCUCCGACCAAGAAGUAGAAAUCCGCGGCUGCUCCAUCCAUGCCGUGGAACUGCUGAAGAAGAAGCUAUCUUCUAGCACGACGCUAGAAGAUGGUAAGAAGCUCAACUCUAGCUAUAUUGACUAUUAUCUGUGGUGCUACCGUCGUAAGUAUGCUGAGGAAAUGGAGAAAGUGCCUUUUCAUAAGACUUUGGGGAUAUACUAUUGAGGUACCACUAUGUGUCCCUAGUGUAUUGUAGAUUGGCCCCUUGUAUCUCUACGCACUGAGAUCAAUAUACUGUAAUAUUUACCCGCUGAAUCAAGCGAUAGAUUUAUAAAAAUAAAACAUACCUAGGUAGGUAUGUUUCGUUGGCCAUUACGGUAAUUUUGUAUAUUUACUUAUGUAACUUGACUUAUUUGAUGUUAUCUGACAUCAUUAUAUUAUUUUCUAGACUUCAAUGUCGAUAGAACUCAUAUCAGGUUAUGGGCCCAGACCGCUUUCACGUUUUACUAUUCUGAAAAUGCUGGUAUAAAUUAUAUUUCCUGAUUUAUGUAAAUUGCUUGAGUAUUUACCUCAUAGUUAUUUGUUGUAUACAGAUAUACAGUAUACCUACAGUUAAACACUUUUUUAAAACUUUAUUACCUACUUGUAUGAAAUAUUGCAUUAUUAAACAAUUAUUGUUGUUGGGGUCCAUAGGGUCUAUUUUAUUCCAUUUUACUACAGAUGUAUUAUUAUACAUUUACUUAUGACAAUAAUUUAAGUUAUAUAAUAAUUUGGUAUGUAAUAUGUAAAUAUACUCGUAUGUAAAUUAAAAAACGAUUUGUAUAAUAUUCUUUAUUACAAUAUACACCCUUACACAUAUAUAUUUAUUCAAACGCUUAGCGUUUACAAUAAUUAUUGAUUUUAUCACAUUUUAAUAAUAUAGAUUACUUUACAGUUGCCUAUUUUCAUUAAAUAUGGCCGAAUUAAAGAAGGGAAAUGUAAAAUAGCAUUAUUGCACCUUUUUAUACCUUUAAGAAGCUCAAUUUAUCUUUAGACCGCCUUAUAAAUCUUAAAUUCAAUAUUAUAAGAAACAAUCUUACUUAUGAUUGUCAUUUCUCUGCAUUUGUUUGUUUGUGGUUUGUGGCGUAAGCGAGAGCCUGGCAACCUGUCACUGCAAUGUCACAAUUUCGUUUUAUUUCAACCCUAGAGUAGUACUACUGA